This is a messenger RNA of Umbelopsis ramanniana AG, 621 nucleotides long. RefSeq lists its product as uncharacterized. The record is from RefSeq and is a predicted model, not a curated record. Gene Ontology annotation, cellular component: endosome. NCBI's taxonomy places the organism in Eukaryota, Fungi, Mucoromycota, Umbelopsidomycetes, Umbelopsidales, Umbelopsidaceae. Gene Ontology annotation, biological process: regulation of endocytosis. The coding region runs from base 18 to 566 and encodes 182 amino acids. Gene Ontology annotation, molecular function: GTPase activity; GTP binding. The transcript has 8 exons.
UGCUUUGCUUCUGCUACAUGUCAGCAGACGCCUAUGAUUUCUUAUUGAAAUUCCUCAUCAUUGGCGAAUCCGGUGCCGGAAAGUCAUGCCUAUUACAUCAGUUCCUUGAAAACCAAUUCAAGGACGCUUCAACCAAUACUAUUGGUGUGGAAUUUGGCAGCCGGAUUUUGCAUAUUGCCGACAAAUCGAUAAAGUUGCAAAUAUGGGACACUGCUGGCCAGGAACGAUUUCGGUCCGUCACUCGAAGUUACUAUAGAGGAGCAGCUGGAGCUUUACUUGUAUAUGAUAUAAGCAACCGAGAUACCUUUGUUGGAUUGUCUUCUUGGCUUACUGAUGUUCGAACGCUGGCCAGUCCAGAGCUAGUGGUCCUUCUGGUGGGGAAUAAAACAGAUAGAGCCGAAGACAGAGAAGUGUCUUACCUCGAGGCCAGUCGAUUUGCACAAGAGCAUGAACUGAUGUUCAUGGAAGCCAGUGCAAUGACCGGCGAUGGAGUAGAAGAUUUAUUUCUAAAGUGUGCCCGAUCGAUUUUGACAAAGGUUGAGACAGGUAAGAAAAUAAAAAUUUAGGAGGAAAAAGGAGGCCGCAAUUACAUUCGAUCAGCUGCAGAUUGAAAAUGUGUAC